Mus caroli (Ryukyu mouse) is the source of this 8658-nucleotide messenger RNA. RefSeq names its product PHD finger protein 14 (gene Phf14). Lineage: Eukaryota; Metazoa; Chordata; Mammalia; Rodentia; Muridae. Gene Ontology annotation, biological process: regulation of transcription by RNA polymerase II. The record is from RefSeq and is a predicted model, not a curated record.
UCCGCGGCGGUUUUCACUUCCUCCUUGUCGGAGCUGUAUCCGGGUCGCUGUUCUCCCAUUGUCUCUGACAGUAGGCCCUCCGCUGUGCAAAUUCUGGGUCUUUUGUUGCUUCUGGUGCAGGCUAAUAAAGUUUUCUUUUUAUUUCCAGUUUUUACCCGGGCAGUUCCCCUCGCAGGGCGGCCGGUUCGGGCCUGGCGCCCCUGGCCGGGGAGCGCGGGGGAAGGGGCGCCGGGCGGGCGGGCGCGGGGCGUGGGGAGGGACAGUAGCCCACCCCCGGGGUCGCCCCUGCUUGGUCGGCGCACCGCCCUGCCUCGGUAGCUGCUCUCCGACCUGUCUCCUUGGUCCUCUGCGCGUCCCUGCUGCCUUGCCUCUUGCAGCCUUCCCUAGCUCUCCAAACGACCACCUCACGGAUUCCUUAUGGAUCGCAGCUCCAAGAGGAGGCAGGUGAAGCCUUUGGCCGCUUCUCUCCUGGAAGCUCUUGAUUAUGAUAGUUCAGAUGACAGUGAUUUUAAAGUUGGAGAUGCUUCAGAUUCUGAAGGGAGUGGUAAUGGAAGUGAAGACCCUUCAAAGGACAGUGGAGAAGGUUCCUGUAGUGAUUCUGAGGAAAACAUUUUAGAAGAAGAACUGAAUGAAGAUAUUCAAGUAAAAGAAGAACAGCUUAAAAAUUCUUCAGAGGAAAUAAUGCCAUCAGACAAACAGUUAAUUAAAAUGGAAAAGAAGGAAGAAGAAGAAAAUGGAGAAAGACCUAGAAAGAAAAAGGAGAAAGAGAAAGAAAAAGAAAGGGAGAAGGACAAAGAGAAAGCAACAGUAUCUGAUAGUGCAGCUGCUUCUGCUGCUGGCACCACACCAGCCACAAGCCCUCCUGCUGUCACCUCCCCUUCUGUCCCUACCACCACCACCACCACGGAGGAACAAGUCAGUGAGCCCAAGAAAUGGAAUCUUCGUCGGAACCGUCCCCUGUUGGACUUUGUAUCCAUGGAAGAACUGAAUGAUAUGGAUGACUAUGACAGUGAGGAUGAUAAUGACUGGAGACCUACUGUAGUAAAGAGAAAGGGGAGAUCGGCAUCUCACAAGGAGGGCAGUGAUGGAGACAAUGAGGAUGAUGAAGAUGAGGGAAGUGGGAGUGAGGAAGAUGAGAAUGAUGAGGGCAAUGAUGAAGAGCAUAGCAGCCCUGCUAGCGAAGCAGGUGGCAAGAAGAAGAAGAGGAGUAAAGUUCUUAGCAGAAACAGUGCUGAUGAUGAGGAACUGACCAAUGAUAGCCUGACCCUAUCUCAAAGCAAGAGUAAUGAGGACUCUCUGAUUCUUGAGAAGAGUCAAAACUGGAGUUCUCAGAAAAUGGACCACAUUCUGAUUUGCUGUGUUUGUCUUGGAGAUAAUAGUGAAGAUGCAGAUGAAAUAAUUCAGUGUGAUAAUUGUGGCAUUACAGUUCAUGAAGGUUGUUAUGGAGUCGAUGGGGAGAGUGACUCUAUUAUGAGUUCGGCUUCUGAAAACUCCACUGAGCCUUGGUUUUGUGAUGCCUGUAAAUGUGGUGUAUCUCCUAGCUGUGAACUAUGUCCUAAUCAGGAUGGGAUUUUCAAGGAGACAGAUGCUGGAAGAUGGGUCCACAUCGUUUGUGCCCUAUAUGUUCCUGGAGUAGCUUUUGGAGAUAUUGAUAAAUUACGACCAGUAACACUAACAGAAAUGAACUAUUCUAAAUAUGGUGCCAAGGAGUGUAGCUUUUGUGAAGAUCCUCGCUUUGCUAGAACUGGAGUCUGCAUUAGCUGUGAUGCAGGCAUGUGUAGAGCCUAUUUCCAUGUCACCUGUGCCCAAAAGGAAGGCCUGCUAUCAGAGGCGGCAGCAGAAGAGGAUAUAGCAGAUCCAUUUUUUGCUUAUUGUAAGCAGCAUGCAGACAGAUUAGACAGAAAAUGGAAAAGGAAAAACUACUUGGCUCUACAAUCCUAUUGUAAAAUGUCAUUGCAAGAGAGAGAAAAACAGCUGUCCCCUGAAGCACAGGCAAGGAUCAAUGCCCGACUACAGCAAUAUCGUGCCAAGGCAGAGCUGGCUCGAUCUACCAGACCACAAGCCUGGGUUCCAAGGGAAAAGCUACCCAGGCCACUCACAAGUAGUGCUUCGGCCAUUCGUAAGCUUAUGCGCAAAGCAGAACUGAUGGGAAUCAGUACGGAUAUCUUUCCAGUGGACAACUCAGAUACUAGUUCUAGUGUGGAUGGAAGGCGGAAGCAUAAGCAGCCAGCUCUCACUGCUGAUUUUGUGAAUUACUAUUUUGAGAGAAAUAUGCGCAUGAUUCAAAUUCAGGAAAAUAUGGCUGAACAAAAGAAUAUAAAGGAUAAAUUAGAGAAUGAGCAAGAAAAGCUUCAUGUAGAAUAUAAUAAGCUCUGUGAAUCAUUAGAGGAACUGCAAAAUCUGAAUGGAAAACUUCGAAGUGAAGGCCAAGGGAUAUGGGCCUUACUUGGCCGAAUUACAGGGCAGAAGUUGAAUGUACCGGCAAUCUUACGAGCACCUAAGGAAAGGAAACCAAGUAAAAAAGAAGGAGGCACACAAAAGACAUCUGCUCUUCCUACAGUGCUUUAUAGUUGUGGAAUUUGUAAGAAGAACCAUGAUCAGCAUCUUCUUUUACUGUGUGACACCUGUAAACUGCAUUAUCAUCUCGGCUGCCUUGAUCCUCCUCUUACAAGGAUGCCGAGAAAGACGAAAAACAGUUACUGGCAAUGCUCAGAGUGUGACCAGGCAGGGAGCAGCGACAUGGAAGCAGAGAUGGCCAUGGAAACCUUACCAGAUGGAACAAAACGAUCAAGGAGACAGAUUAAGGAGCCAGUGAAGUUUGUGCCACAGGAUGUCCCACCAGAACCCAAGAAGAUUCCAAUAAGGAACACGAGAACCAGAGGACGAAAGCGAACCUUUGUUCCUGAGGAAGAAAAACAUGAGGAAAGAGUUCCUAGGGAAAGGAGGCAGAGGCAGUCUGUGUUACAGAAGAAGCCCAAAGCUGAAGACUUAAGAACUGAGUGUUCAACUUGCAAAGGAACUGGAGAUAAUGAGAAUCUCGUCAGGAACCUCAGCUGAUGCUGCUCAGUGGCUACUCCUCAAGCUUCAAAGACUUUGUAUCUCUGGCUAAAAGAAGAAACUACUCAAAGUGAUGGGGGGAGGUGGGGCAUGGAUGGAAAGCAAAAAGUGCUCAUUUAAGAGUGUCUAGUCUUUCAGGGGCCAAUGACACACAGUGUGGAACAGUGUGACACACAGUGUGGAAGGGAGCAUUUUCUGAGUUGUUUUAGAAAUGAUGUUUAAUAAAUCUAUAGUCAAUUAACUGGGGACAAAGAAAGUAAACAUUUCAAAAGGAAUAAAAAAUGAUAAAACACAUAUUUGUAUUGUAUGAUUUAAAACAUUAACUAUUAAAAUGGCGUCAUGUAUUUCAGUCACUAAGAAUAUAACUUCUCAUAAAAGGCAUUGAGUUAUAAAGUUAUUAGGUUUGUUUUUUUUUAGAAGAUUAGGAGGAAGUAAAAAUUCUAGUGAAGAAGUAAAAGGAUAAGAACUGCUCUAUAGAUGAAGUCCUAUCACAAGUUAAAUUUCUCUCAGCUUUGAGAAUUACCCCUGAAUAGUUGUCUUCCCAUUAUGGAUUUUUGAAGACUGUCAGUGGUGAUACCAGAAGCAUAAGUAUGACUUAGUUGUAUUCAUAAAACUAUGACUUUUUUUUUAAUGAUAGCCACAUAUAAUUAACAAAACUCAAUGAAAGGAAAUUCCCUUGCGCUGGGGAUACGGUUGGGGAGCUUGAUGAAUUUGAAAUUCCCCAAGCUUUCAUGCUGCUGACCCUCCUUUAACUAUGGGAAUCUCUAUAGAACAUUAUCUUCUGGAUCAUUUAUGUUAGGAUAUAUAGAUUUUUACUGGGUUGUAUUAUUUUUUUGAUAUAUUUGAUAAUAGAAAUGAAUACAGUUUUUAUUUCAAGAAGAUCUUUUUUUCUAGGGUAUUUUCAAACGAUUAUAUUUUAGUUGUCUUUCAAAAAAUAGGUUUCAUCUUUCUUCUAGAAUUGUUAAGAUUUUUUGAGAUUAUUACCCUUCUUAUCUAUUUCAUGGCUUUCUUCUAGAACACUUAUUCCUACUCACAUUAUUACAAUAAAUAGCAUCUAGAAUUUUAUCAGUUUUUGGAAGGUGACAAUAUUUGCUACUCUAGAAUUGAUAAUAUAGAAAGCUAGCUUCUUUCUCUGGUUUGCCUUAUUAAGAGAGAGGAGCAUAAACCAUCUGUAAAACUUUUAAAGGAAUUUAUAUGUAUACAAUUCAAUGUUUUCAUUAAUAUUUUCUAGGUUAAAAUUGGAUAUGAGGUAAUAUCACAAGUGUUUUGUUUUGUUUUAAGAUUUUCUUUUUUAUAUGAGUACACUGUCUCUUUCUUCACACACAUCAAAAGAGGGCAUCAGAUGCCAUUACAGAUGGUUGUGAGCCACCAUGUGGUGGCUGGGAAUUGAACCUCUCUGAGAGCAGUCAGUGCUCUUAAUCGCUGAGCCAUCUCUCCAUGCCCACAAGUGUUUUUUAGUUGUAACGUUAUCGUUUUUUUUUAAAAAUAUGUCCAGUUUAGACACCACUGUUCUUGGAUUUAAAUAUUUUAUAUAAAAUUUUGUUUGCUUAGUAAAAUUAAUUUUAUACUUAAUAUUUGUCAGUUUGUCUGGCAUCUCAUUUAUUUUGGAAUUGGCACCAUUAUUUGAAAAAUCCUUUCUCCAAGGUCAUAUUUUUAUGGUUGUUUUGUACCUUUAUCAUGCAUGCAUAGUAUUUUAUCUCUGAUUUUAAUAUACCUAAUUUAUUAGUCACAGACACUUAUUCAUUUAAUUAAUUAAUUAACUAAUUAAUUAAUUAAUUUGCAAUCUUAGGGAUUAAACCCAGGAUUUCAUGAUGAUCUCUUAUAUAUGACUUUUUUUCUUGUAAAGAUACAUUUUAAGGGCAGGGAGAUAGCUAAGUCAGCAGGCUACUUACUAUACUAAGAAACUAAGUUAUAUUCCCAGUAUUCACAAAGAAGCUGUGUGUGUAAGACUUUGAGUAUAAUCCCUUUGCUGUGGAGGAAGAGAUCGUGAGGCCCACUGACCUGCUGCUGUGGCUUUAUCAGGGACCUCUGAUCUCAAUGAGAAACAUUGCCUCAAGUAAAUGCUAUUAUGUAUUUUUGGAAAUGAUUAAAUUAAUUUCACCAAAUGAGAGAAAUAGGAUUAUCAAGGUUAUAAAAAUAUUUAAUUUGCCUUUAAUAUAAUCUUGAGGAAUUUUUAAAAACAGUACUUCCAUUUCCCAUCUUUUAUUAUGUUUUUCAUCAGAUAUUUUCUUUAUUUACAUUUCAAAUGUUAUUUUUAAACUUAAACAUUACCUGAUAAAUUUGCCCUCUAGAGAAAGUACCCAAGGAGCUAAAGGGGUCUGCAACCCUAUAGGUGGAACAACAUUAUGAACUAACCAGUACCCCAGAGCUCUUGACUCUAGCUGCAUAUGUAUCAAAAGAUUGCCUAGUGGGCAAUCACUGGAAAGAGAGGCCCAUUGGUCUUGCAAACUUUAUAUGCCUCAGUACAGGGGAACACCAGGGCCAAGAAGUGGGAAUGGGUGGGUAGGGGAGAGGGGGGUGGGGGUAUGGGGGACUUUUUGGGAUAGCACUGGAAAUGUAAAUGAAAUAAAUACCUAAUUUUAAAAAAAAAUACAGUUAAAAAGCUAAAGGACUACUUGAGGCCUGUUAAAUUGUGAUAUCUCUCUGUGAACAUACUUGCUUUGAUAAAGAUGUUCUAUAUUUAGAUUAUCCAAUUGCUGAUGCCGUUUCCUUUUUUCCACCUAUUAUCCUCAGAAAUACUUGAUAAAUGAAUCACAUGCACUUAAUAAACUCCAUAGAAGCAUUGACUCUUUUUUAUUUAAUAAAAAUAUUAUGAUUAAAUUUAAUCUACGAGGAUCCUCCGAAAUACUUGAUAAACGAAUCACAGGCACUUAAUAAACUCAUAGAAGCAUUGGCUCUUUUUUAUUUAAUAAAAAUAUUAUAAAAUUUAAUCUAUGAGCAAAUCAGGUCACUGAAUAUAAGAACAUGUAUCUAGUAGGUGUGUUUUAAAAGUUUAAAAUGAGAAUUGCUUUUUGGUACAAUUAGAAUGCAUGCACACUUAUGUGUAUAUGUGUAUUAGGUAAGGAAGCAAAUUUGGUAUACCUAUAAAAGAGUAGACAUGGAAGAAUUUUUCUCUUUCAAAGUAUUUGAUUCUUUAAAAGUUGAAUUUUGGAGAUAAGCAGUCCUUUCAUCUCCAUGAGCUUUUUACUCUGCUAUUAAAUUGAGAGCAAGACUGAACUGUAAGCCUCAAAGUUUAUAUUAACCAGGUAAACACAGUGUGGCACCCUUUCCUCCUGUGUGAGACACACCAGGAAAGAGUCUAGAAAAUUCUUAUCUGUGAAUUUUCUUAAGCUGAUGCCUUUUAUUUUAUUUUGUAUAUAGCUGUUAGAAGCAUGCAGAUAGGAAAUAAUCUGUGAAGCUAUUUCAGUUUUAUAGCUAAUUCUGCACUAUUAAUUGCAUGCUGGAAUCUCAUCUGCGUAUAUGGUGAGUUUAUAUAGAUACUGAACCAUUUUGGAUAUAAGGUUAGCUUGAUGCCUAAGUAAUGCUAUCAGCAUUUUGAUUUUUUUUUUCACAUUUUAAAUGUCUGACUUCAUAAUGUUUUUUCCGAAACUAAAUUUGGUUGCAUCAUUAAACUAUCAGGGAUACCAGCAAGAAUUCAUGUAUAAUAGAUUUUAUUUCAAGUAUUCUCUAAUGAGUCUGAGUAUUUAGAUUUUUAAUUAACUUUUUUGUUUGUUUGUUUUAGCUAGUGUAUAGGGUUGUAAAUUUCCUGGAUCAUAAUUGAGUUUUUCUCUUUGAGAUUUGAUUGGACUGAUUGUGAUCCUGAAUUUGGCUGUUAUUUUGUUAACUAUUUUCAAAGAUAUUUUUUCCUGUUCUAAUACUGUACAUGGUAGGCAAGUGCCCUAUAAUCCUGGCCCUAUAAACAUGGUCAUUAUUUCCAUGUUAUUGAAUAUCACUAAAAAUAGAUCACUCAAGUUACUUUAAAAAUAUUCUUUUGGUUUUUUUUUAAGGAAAGAUAGAAUUAAAUUUCAUAGAAUUCUUACACUGCUUUGUUUAUAGAAUUUCUUCAUUACUGGCUUUUUAUAAACUUCUAAUAUCAAAAUUACUAUUUUUAUUGAAUGACUAUUGUAUGCAUUGUGCUAGUGACUGAGCAAGGUCUAGCUCACACUAGGUAAAUGCUCCUCCCAUCUUUCUUCAUUGCUGUUUACAAUCUCACUAAAUUGCCUUCUUCUGUGCUUUAACAAAUUAUUUUAAUACUUUGACAGCAUACUUAGUGUUCCUACUUCUCAUGGUAGAUUGAAUAUGAAAGGCAAAGCAGAAGUACCAUAGCUACAUAUCUUUGAUGUAUUUAUUUCCUAUAAUUCAUAUCCUGAAACUAUCUUUUAAUUUUAACAGGGUUCAUAUCAAAGCAGAAGAAAAAAAAAAACAGUAUUCCAAAUCUAGACUGAAUCGUAAGGGAGUGCUUGUAUUUAAAUGAAGGUUUAUAAUUAUGACCACAUAGUAGCUUUAUGUUCUGAAUUUUUAACAUUUUGGUGAUGUGGUGGGGAUGAGUUUUGAGACAGGGUUGUCUAGGCUGGCCUGGAAGUGUAGACUAGACAGGCCUUAAAUAUACAGUGAUUCUUUUGCCUUGAGUUCCUGUGUGGUGAAACUGACAAUUGUGUGGUUUAUUUUUAAAACAAUUUUAAACCACAGUUUUAAUAGUCAACUUUCCUGUUGCUUUAUAAUUUAAGUUUAGUAAGCCUCUUCGAAUGGAAGCUGGUUCUCCAGCUGCUCUGUCUCUGAUUACUCUAGGACAAUACAAACAAAUCCAUAAAUAGCCCCUGUUCCCUUGAUGAGUAAGCAAGUGUCCUGUUUAAACACCUCUGUUGAGCUGUAAUUUUCAUCCCUUAAGUUUUCACUUCCUUCAAUUUGUUACUUUUUUUUAUUUUUUGAAAUGAUAUCUUUUACUAUAUAGCUGUACCUGGCUUUUAGUAAAAACUGAGUAGUUUUUUUCUAUAUUUUAGGAGGCAAUAUUGUGUAAUAAACUAUUUAUAAUCACUGUUGGCUUGAACCCUUUGUAAUUUGUGAACUUUGCCUUCAUCUCUUUUUGGUUUAAUUUUACUAUUAAAAUUUACAGACAAUAAUGCCUGCUAUUUAGGUUGUCUGGAAUGAUAAAUGUGAUGAUGUAAUGCAAGAUUAGGUAAUGAUAAACAUUCCACGUGUACUAAUUAGAAAACAUGGAAUUUUUCAUCUCAUUCUAUGUGUUCAUCUUAAAUAAUUUUGCUACCUGGCAAGGCAGGCAAUGUCAUUACUACUGAGAUGGUUUUGGUGAGAAAAGGCACAGAGUCAAGUUACUUCCCAAGUUGUAUAACUAAAAAGUAAUGAAUUCAAGCUUGUACCAUCUCACUCCACAUUCCACAAUGUUUGAUAUUCUAUGUUUUAGUUCCCUGCUGCUUAAAACUUGUGUGUGAAUUCCACACACGUUGCAGAAGCCAUUAAUCCUAAUAUUUGUGGGGCAGGGGCAGGAGAAUAAUUGUUAGAGACCAGUCUGAGUUGCAUAGUCCCAUAGUGAAACUCUCCCCCCUUCCCCCCAUAAAUAAAUAAGUAAAUAAUAAAUCCUUGUAACAGAUUUGUGUACAGGCUAGU